AUGGAGUCGCUGGCCGCCGCCGCCGCCGCCGCCAGUCAGCUGGGGACUGGGCGCGACUCUGGCUCCUCCUCCUCCUCCUCCUCGUCGGCGUCGUCGUCGGCGUCUUCCUCGUCGGCGUCGCCCCACUCCAAGCAGGAGCUGCAGCUGCCCUACUCGGGCUCCAGCCCGCUGAAGCCCAACCAGGUGGGCGAGACGUCGCUGUACGGCGUGCCCAUCGUGUCGCUGGUCAUCGACGGGCAGGAGCGCCUGUGCCUGGCGCAGAUCUCCAACACGCUGCUCAAGAACUACAGCUACAAUGAGAUCCACAACCGGCGCGUGGCGCUGGGCAUCACCUGCGUGCAGUGCACGCCCGUGCAGCUGGAGAUCCUGCGCCGCGCCGGCGCCAUGCCCAUCUCGUCGCGCCGCUGCGGCAUGAUCACCAAGCGCGAGGCCGAGCGCCUGUGCAAGUCCUUCCUGGGCGAGCACAAGCCGCCCAAGCUGCCCGAGAACUUCGCCUUCGACGUGGUGCACGAGUGCGCCUGGGGCUCGCGCGGCAGCUUCAUCCCGGCGCGCUACAACAGCUCGCGCGCCAAGUGCAUCAAGUGCAGCUACUGCAGCAUGUACUUCUCGCCCAACAAGUUCAUCUUCCACUCGCACCGCACGCCCGACGCCAAGUACACGCAGCCCGACGCCGCCAACUUCAACUCGUGGCGCCGCCACCUCAAGCUCAGCGACAAGACGGCCACCGACGACCUCAGCCACGCCUGGGAGGACGUCAAGGCCAUGUUCAACGGCGGCACCCGCAAGCGGACCUUCUCGCUGCACGGCGGGGGUGGGGGCGGCGGCGGCGGGGGCGCGGCCAAGAGCGCCCUGCACCCGCCGCCCUCCUCCUCCUCCACCGCCGCGGCCGACCUGGCGCCCGUGCACAAGAGCCUGCGCUGCGGCGGCGACGAGCAGCCCGGGGAGCGCGUCGGGGCGCUGGGCCUGCCCGCGGGGGCGCACGGGCCCGCCGCCGCCGCCGUGCGCAGCUACCCGGUCAUCCCGGUGCCCAGCAAGGGCUUCGGCAUGCUGCAGAAGCUGCCGCCGCCGCUCUUCCCGCCGCCCUACGGCUUCCCGGCCGCCGCCUUCGGCCUGUGCCCCAAGAAGCAGGACGACGCCUUGGGAGCCGCGGGCGACCCGGGCAAGGCAGGCGGGCUGCCGCAGGGCAUGUUCUGGGGGCCGCCGCCUCCGCCCCCUCACCCGCCGCAGCAGCCGCCGCCCCCACCGGGCGCCUCGGCCAAGGAGAGCGGCGUCUACCCGCCCUUCCCCAUGUUCUGGCCGGCCUCGGGCAGCCUGCCGGUGCCGCCCUACCCUGCCCAGAGCCAGGCCAAAGCGGCCGCCACGGCUGUAGUGGUGGCCGCCGCGGCCGCGGCUGCAGCCGCCGCGGUGGAGCCGCUGGGCCUGCGGGGCCACGGCCACGUGGAGCUGGAGGGCUCGGAGCCGUCGGGCAGCGAGCGCGGCAGCGCCACCCCGCAGGAGGGCGCGGGCUCCGGAGGGGCCGCCGCCGAGGGCGAGCGCUGCUCCAGCGCCCGCGAGGAGGAGCGCUCGGGCGACGAGGCGCUGCUGGCCCCGCUGCCCAGGAAAGGCAGCUACCUGUCGGCCUUCCGGCCCGUGGUGAAGGACGCCGAGAGCAUCGCCAAGCUGUACGGGACGCGCGAGGCCUACGGCGGGGGGCCCCGCGGCGGUGGCGGCGGCUGCCCCGGCUACCUCUCGCCCGACUUCCUCAGCGAAGGCAGCUCCAGCUACCGCUCGCUCUCGCCCGGCAACGACACGGUGGACGAGCCCGACGUGGACGUGGAGUCCCACCGCUUCGCCGAGGACGAGGACGACGACAACGACGAGGCGCCCGUCGGGGAGGCCCGGGAGCAGGCCGAGGAGGCCUCCCCGCCCCAGCUGCUCUCGCCCCAGCCGGAGGAGCCCCGGGCAGCCCCGGGCGCGGGCCUGGCAGCAGCCGAGAGGGCCGUGGAGAAGGCGGCGGCGGAGCCGGCGGGAAGCCCCCCAGAAAGGAGCAGCAGCAGGGGCGGCUACGAGGUGUACCCCGCCCUCGACAGGGAGGACUGCUCGCAAGCUCUCAAAAGCAGCGCCCCCAUGGUCCCCCCGACCACCGCGUACCUCUGCACCCCGGAGAGGAAUGGUGAGGAGGUGGUCAGCAUCGAUGUCACCGGGACGCCACUGGGGGAAAAAGACCUCGGCCACCUGGCAAGAGAUGAGUUGCAAAAACUCCUCCUGGAGCAGAUGGAGGUGCGGAAGAAGCUGGAGCGCGAAUUCCAAAGUCUCAAAGAUAACUUCCAGGACCAGAUGAAGCGGGAGCUCUCGUACCGCGAGGAGAUGGUGCAGCAGCUGCAGAUCGUGCGGGAUACUCUGUGCAAUGAACUGGACCAGGAGAGGAAAGCGCGCUACGCCAUUCAGCAGAAGCUAAAAGAGGCACACGACGCGCUGCAUCACUUCUCCUGCAAAAUGCUGACCCCCCGCCACUGCACGGGCAACUGCUCCUUCAAGCCCCCCUUGCUGCCCCAGUGAGCCCCCGAAGGUCUGGGCCGAAGCCGUCGCUGCUGCUGGAGGGGUGCGGGUCACAGAGCCCCCCCCAAAAAAAUCCUGGACAGGGCAGGAGCGCCCGCAAGACACAAGCCAUGUGGGAAUCUAAAGGAGACACGUGUAUAUAUGGCAGACAAAAGCGGGAACCCGGAGCGAGCGGCGCGCCCCUUUCCCUGCCGUGUAAAUAGAAGCUGCGUCGGAUGGCUCCGCCGAUCGGAUCGGGACCGCCAGCAGAU
This is a messenger RNA of Elgaria multicarinata webbii, 2789 nucleotides long. It is a transcript of the gene SKOR1, whose product is annotated as SKI family transcriptional corepressor 1. The record is from RefSeq and is a predicted model, not a curated record. The coding region runs from base 1 to 2538 and encodes 845 amino acids. Lineage: Eukaryota; Metazoa; Chordata; Lepidosauria; Squamata; Anguidae. Gene Ontology annotation, biological process: negative regulation of transcription by RNA polymerase II; negative regulation of BMP signaling pathway. Gene Ontology annotation, cellular component: nucleus; transcription regulator complex. Gene Ontology annotation, molecular function: RNA polymerase II cis-regulatory region sequence-specific DNA binding; DNA-binding transcription factor activity, RNA polymerase II-specific; SMAD binding. The transcript has 7 exons.